Messenger RNA from Penaeus chinensis, 318 nucleotides. Its product is annotated as putative protein TPRXL. Bases 1 to 318 code for a protein of 105 amino acids. Lineage: Eukaryota; Metazoa; Arthropoda; Malacostraca; Decapoda; Penaeidae. The transcript has 4 exons. The record is from RefSeq and is a predicted model, not a curated record.
AUGUACCUAUAUCAUGCAUACGACAGUAGCGGCAGCAGCAGUAGUACCAGUAGCAGCAGUAGCAGUAAUAGUGGUAGUUGCUGCUGCAGUAGCACUAGCAUUAGUGGUAGCAACAGCAGUAGUAGAAGUAACAGCAGUAGCAUAAGCAGCAGCAGUAGUGGUAGCAAUAGCAGUUGUAGCAGUAGCCGUAGUAGCUCAAGCAGCAGUUGUAGCAGUAGCAGCGGCAGUUGUAGCAGCACCAGCAGUUGUAGUAGCAGCAGCAGUUGUCGCGCCAAUCCCUGCGUGACGUCAGAGCCUACGUCAGCGAAUUCCGUCUAG